UCUUCAUUUCUGAAUCCUCUCUUCUUCCCCUCUCUCCCCUAUAAAUCCACUUCUCCAUCCGAUGCCCCAAGAAAAAUUUCUUCACUCUCUCUCUUUCUCUCUCUAAAACCCAUCUCCAGUCUCUAUUCUCUUCUCUUAUACAUUUCAGAACCACCAAGGAAUGGCUGAAGAAUUCCAAGAGUCCGACGUGUUUUGGCCGGAACAAUCCCAAUCCCACCGGAGAGAAGAUCGGCUCUACCACAGCGUUUUCCAAGACGAAAACGUCAAUCCAGCCAAGAUGAUCAUUACCAACAACAACAACAACAACUCUGCUGCUACUCAACAGAAGAAGAAGAACAACAACAACAAACAGAAAAACACAUCUCAUUCACUUCCGGUAACCAUCCCCUGCAACAUGAACCAAAGGAGUAAUAAUUUCAAUUCUUCAUUUCAUUACUCGGAUUCUAUUGAAAGUGAUGAAGAACUCGAAGAAGCUGAGAUGGUUCCUCCUCAUUUGAUGGUCGCCGGGAGAUGUACAGGUCAGAUGGCUUACUCUGUUUGUACAGGAAAUGGGAGAACUCUCAAAGGUCGUGAUUUGAGCAGAGUCAGAAACUCCAUUCUCAGAAUGACUGGUUUUCUCGAGACAUAACAGAAGAAACAAUAUUCAAAUUUUCCAUUUUAGUUUUUCCCCCAAAGUCCUUUUCCUUCCCUUUGAUUGUAGCAGUGGAACAAAAAAGAAAAGAAAAAAAGAGGGCAAAUAUCCAUAGAGUUCUAAAUAAUGAGAAAAUGUGAGGAAAAAGAAAUCAGGAUUUUUAGACUUUUUAGUUGAUGGGGUUUUCCUUUUCUUCCCUGAUAUGAUAUUUUGAUAUUUUUGAUAAAUUAAAUUAUUUUCUUGCCCUUUAAUCAUGUUUGUUUAUUGGUAACUUGGAUUGGUUUUGGUUUCUCCCUCUCUCUCAAAAUGUAUUGUUUACAGAACGCAGGGUGCGCAAUGCACCAUCUUGUAAUUCUUCUCUCUCUAAAUCUUCUUAAUUAAGAAAUUAAUCUUAAGAAUUAAA
Messenger RNA from Macadamia integrifolia, 1034 nucleotides. RefSeq names its product homeobox protein 6-like. The transcript has a single exon. The coding region runs from base 161 to 628 and encodes 155 amino acids. The record is from RefSeq and is a predicted model, not a curated record. NCBI's taxonomy places the organism in Eukaryota, Viridiplantae, Streptophyta, Magnoliopsida, Proteales, Proteaceae.